AUGGUCACAUGCAUUGCAUACUUUGACUCUAUUUCCUUUAAAAGGUAUGCCCCUGGAAAGUCGGAAGUCUUUUCGUACUUUUUAAGCACCAUAUGCAUCUGCGGCGGGUUUGUGUACAUCCUACGAGCCUUCAUUAGCCAUGAAAAACUGCUGUCUUUGUUCUUUGCCAUAAUGCUCCACAAGAAGAUCGUUAGUAUGGUUUUUCUUAUCUACAUGUGGCUCACGGCAUACGAUCUAUGCAAAACUGCCGUCUCCAGAGAAGAGCUGACCUUUGGGACAGCAGGGAAAUGUAUCUGUGUAGCAAGAAAGAAACUUAUAUUUUAUCUUAUAACAUCUAUCAUGCUGUUUAUAGUAAUACUAACCUUAUUUACACUCAAAGCAGAUAUGCACUUUGGCAAGCUGCUGUCCCGCCUUUUGGUUGAAGAAGACUACUAUGUGAACACAUUAUGA
Messenger RNA from Nematocida minor, 450 nucleotides. RefSeq lists its product as uncharacterized. NCBI's taxonomy places the organism in Eukaryota, Fungi, Microsporidia. The record is from RefSeq and is a predicted model, not a curated record. The coding region runs from base 1 to 450 and encodes 149 amino acids. The transcript has a single exon.